Papaver somniferum (opium poppy) is the source of this 1082-nucleotide messenger RNA. Its product is annotated as ADP-ribosylation factor-like protein 8a. NCBI's taxonomy places the organism in Eukaryota, Viridiplantae, Streptophyta, Magnoliopsida, Ranunculales, Papaveraceae. The transcript is spliced from 6 exons. Gene Ontology annotation, molecular function: GTP binding; GTPase activity. The record is from RefSeq and is a predicted model, not a curated record. Gene Ontology annotation, biological process: protein transport. Bases 189 to 743 code for a protein of 184 amino acids.
ACGCAUAUACGGGAUACGGUAUAAUUUUGCCAAAAAGAUCGAUCAUCAUUCUUCUACUGCUGAUAGGUUGUUUGUUAGGUCAAUUGAUGAGAGCUGAGAGAAUUCGUUAGGACCUCUCUCUCAUCAUCUCAAAAAUAAAAACAGAUCGAUCUCCAUUCAAAUCCCUUAAUUCUCUUCUGUAAUCCACAAUGGGAAUUUUCGAUGUUUUCCUCAAUUGGCUUCGAAGCCUAUUCUUUAAGCAAGAAAUGGAGCUUUCUUUGAUUGGACUUCAGAAUGCAGGGAAAACUUCGCUUGUCAAUGUUGUUGCAACUGGUGGAUACAGCGAAGACAUGAUUCCUACGAUUGGUUUCAAUAUGAGGAAGGUCACUAAAGGAAAUGUCACAAUAAAGUUAUGGGAUCUUGGAGGUCAGCCCCGUUUCCGUAGUAUGUGGGAAAGAUACUGCCGCGCGGUUUCUGCUAUUGUAUAUGUUGUUGAUGCUGCUGAUCAUGAUAAUCUGUCCAUCUCAAGAAGCGAACUUCACGAUCUGUUGAGCAAAACCUCACUGAAUGGUAUCCCAUUGUUGGUUUUGGGUAACAAAGUUGACAAGCCUGAAGCUCUCUCUAAACAGGCUUUAACUGAUCAAAUGGAGCUAAGGUCAAUAACUGACAGGGAAGUUUGUUGCUUUAUGAUAUCAUGCAAAAACUCUACCAACAUUGAUUCAGUCAUCGAUUGGCUUGUAAAGCAUUCAAAAUCAAAGAACUGAAGAAAUCGGAAGUUUUUUUACCCAUUGCAGUGAGCGCUUCAUCGUGAAAUGAGUAACCAGGUUUCUGAUUGCUCUGAUCUGACCAGUGUCUUGUACUCUUGUCUCCAUUUUACUUCUGGGUUUUUCUUCAAUUUAGUGGAUAUCAUAUAUAUUAGAGGAUCCUAUCUAUUUACUUGUCAUCUUGGUAGGAAAGAGAGUGGGAAGGAGAGUUUAAUAUGGAUACCCCAAUGGGUUUCAUUGCUUUCCGGUGUAACAAUAUGAUUGAUUUUUUUAUGUAUCGAAAUACUUGUCUGUGAAUACAAUUACGUAUCGUGCAUUUUGAAAAUUGUAUUUUCAACA